This is a messenger RNA of Aspergillus luchuensis, 303 nucleotides long. RefSeq lists its product as uncharacterized. The transcript has a single exon. The record is from RefSeq and is a predicted model, not a curated record. The coding region runs from base 1 to 303 and encodes 100 amino acids. Lineage: Eukaryota; Fungi; Ascomycota; Eurotiomycetes; Eurotiales; Aspergillaceae.
AUGCGCUGGGAAGUGACUAAGAAGAAACUAGCGGUGCGCGCGGUGCCUUUGCAAGCUGGCCGCCUCGACGAAGCUGGCCUCGCCUUUUCUCCUCUGCAAACCGCCCCCGUCCACGUACUUCCCGCACCUCAUCAUCCAUCCACCGCCAUCACCGUCCUUCCCUCCCAUUUCCCUUUCCCUUCCCUUCCCUUCCCUUCCCUUCCCUCCCUCCCUCACUCACCCUCCCUCAUACUCAAUAUCAUCCACUCCUCACUCUUGGCCACCCAUUCUAGUCUCCCUCAGCCAAGUCAAGUGAGGCAGUGA